GAUUAAAGGCAGCUUCCCCACUAUAUAAAGCCCCUCACAAAAGGGUAACCAUAAAUGCUAGAUUUCUAGCUCCUCCUCUUUGAUUUCUUCCUCCUCUGGUCAAUUUUGAUCAUCUUUUUUCCAUUCAAAAUGAAUUUCAUAUCCAUCUGAAGUUGGUCAUGAUUUUGUGAUUCCGUUAGAAAUGAUGGGAAUGUCGAAGAAAAAGAAGACGGCAAAGAACUGGUUCACCUCUGUCAAGAAUGCCUUCAAGUCCUCAGCACCAAUAUCAUCAUCUCCUUCAUCCAAGGAUUACUCUUUAGCCAAUAAGAUAAUAGAGGAGGGACACGAGAUACCGGAGAUUGUGUCGCUUGAACAUUAUCCGGUUUGCGAUACUUCGUCUCUGACGACGACAAUAGAUGAAAAUAAUGUUGAAGCAGUGGUAGAGAUGAGAGAUGAAGAUCGUAGACGAAGUAAUCAUGCGAUCGCAAUGGCAGUUGUUGCAGCAGAAGCGGCGGUUUUAGCUGCUCAUGAGGCUACAAAGGUGUCUAGGUUUUCUAGUUAUAAUCGUCGCAGGUUUUAUGGUUACUCUAAAGAAGAAAGAGCUGCCACCAAAAUACAAUCCCAUUACAAAGGAUACUUGGCACGAAGAGCUUUGAGAGCACUGAGAGGACUAGUGAAGCUACAAGCACUAGUAAGAGGGCACAAUGUUAGGAAACAAGCUGAGAUGACAAUGCGAUGUAUGCAAGCCAUCGUUCGAGUGCAGGCAAGAACAAAAGCAGAUCGCCUCCGUUUACAGGGUGCAACUUCUCGCGACAACGAGAAAAACAAAGGUAAAAAGAGAGCAACGGAGACGUGGAAUAAUAGCAGGGGAAGGCAGCAGCAGGCGCGCAAUAGUUUCAGCUUUGAGAAUGAAUACGCGUCUCAGAAGAUCAACAAACAAGAACAUUAUCUUUCGAGUAAUUCAAUGACGAUUCAAAAUGAAAGAGCCCUUGCAUAUGCUUAUCCCUACCAGGACUCGGUGUCAAACCGUCAGAACUCGGUUGAUUCAUAUUCGGAUGAAAAAACAAACCAAGGUGGCUGGAACUUGUUGGAUCGUUGGAUUGAUUCGCAACCAUGGCAUCGUGAUAAACAUGUCGCAGCAAUACCGGAGAGCUCUUACACCAGCCGUACGUAUAACACCGACGAUGAUAAUGCGUCUGAAAGAACGGCAGAUACGGACUUGGUAUCAUUAUCACCAAGUUAUCAGCUCCGGUUUAACCCAAUUUCUAACCUGUCAAAGCUCGGUAUAAACUCGGCUGGCUCGGUCCCGAUACGCCAGCGGAAACAAAGAGUUAUGGUUUCGGUGGAAACAGAAAAUGUGAAUACACCGAGUUACAUGGCUACGACUCAGUCAGCAAAAGCAAAGGCAAAAUCGGCACAGAAUUCUUUAUUAAGCUCUUCAUCAUCAACUAGGAGGAUAUUUUUGAACGAUUUGUCAAUGAGUUCAAGCACUGAUGGAAUCGGAACCGGAGAAGUGAGGACAAUGAACCAACUAGGUCCAAUUAAUAGCCCAAGUCCAACAAGUAGUCAAAAGAUGAUGCGUUUGUUGAAGAUGGGAAAGCCCAUUAAAGGAGUAAGAUAGCUCUUAGCCUAAUUGAAGUGGUGGACUCGGUUUAUCAAAUAAAUUUUCAUUUUCAACAAGAUCUUCAUAAGUGCAAAUUGGAACAUUGAUUAAUAAUCUACUCUUAAACACUUGAGUUUGGGUUGUUAUUCAA
This is a messenger RNA of Papaver somniferum (opium poppy), 1733 nucleotides long. Its product is annotated as protein IQ-DOMAIN 1-like. Bases 182 to 1600 code for a protein of 472 amino acids. NCBI's taxonomy places the organism in Eukaryota, Viridiplantae, Streptophyta, Magnoliopsida, Ranunculales, Papaveraceae. The record is from RefSeq and is a predicted model, not a curated record. Gene Ontology annotation, molecular function: protein binding. The transcript has 4 exons.